Molecule: messenger RNA, 171 nt
Organism: Helobdella robusta
Lineage: Eukaryota; Metazoa; Annelida; Clitellata; Rhynchobdellida; Glossiphoniidae
Exons: 2
Biological process (GO): regulation of DNA-templated transcription
Molecular function (GO): DNA-binding transcription factor activity, RNA polymerase II-specific; sequence-specific DNA binding
Source: RefSeq, a predicted model, not a curated record
AGGGCAGUUUUUUCAAAUUUGCAACGAAAAGGUUUAGAGAAGAGAUUUGAAAUACAGAAGUAUGUGACUAAACCUGAUAGGAGACAGCUUGCAGCCAUGCUAGGCCUAACUGAUGCCCAGGUAAAAGUGUGGUUUCAAAAUCGACGAAUGAAAUGGCGGCACCUAGAAGAG